This is a messenger RNA of Daktulosphaira vitifoliae (grape phylloxera), 1363 nucleotides long. RefSeq names its product troponin T (gene TpnT). The coding region runs from base 105 to 1253 and encodes 382 amino acids. The record is from RefSeq and is a predicted model, not a curated record. The transcript is spliced from 12 exons. Gene Ontology annotation, molecular function: tropomyosin binding. Gene Ontology annotation, cellular component: troponin complex. Gene Ontology annotation, biological process: muscle contraction; regulation of muscle contraction; sarcomere organization. NCBI's taxonomy places the organism in Eukaryota, Metazoa, Arthropoda, Insecta, Hemiptera, Phylloxeridae.
AUUUAAGCCAUCUCAAGAUUGAACAGUCAUCUACAGACGCUAGUCGGAACUCCGUCGGUAUACAUAUUAUAUUUUUAGAAUAAUAAUAACAAAUAAACUUCAACAUGUCUGACGACGAAGAACAGUAUACUGAAUCCGAGGAGGAAAUUGAAACGCAACCAGAGCCUGAAAAGAGCAAAGAUGGCGAUGGAGAUCCGGAAUUCGUCAAGAGGCAAGAAGCAAAAUCUUCUGCACUCGACGAACAACUCAAAGAGUACAUAUUGGAAUGGCGUAAACAAAGAGGAAAGGAAGAAGAUGACUUAAAAAAAUUGAAAGAAAAACAAGCUAAGCGUAAGGUAAUGCGAGCUGAAGAAGAAAAACGUAUGGCUGAGAGAAAGAAACAAGAAGAAGAGCGCAGACAAAGAGAAGUUGAAGAGAAAAAACAGAGAGACAUCGAGGAAAAACGUAAGCGUUUAGAAGAAGCCGAAAAGAAACGUCAAGCUAUGAUGGCUGCCCUCAAAGAACAAACCAACAAAUCCAAAGGACCCAAUUUCACCAUCAGCAAGAAAGAAGGCUUAAACCUAUCUUCUGCCCAAUUGGAACGUAAUAAGACCAAAGAACAAAUUGAAGAAGAAAAGAAAAUUUCGUUAAGUUUUAGAAUCAAACCUUUGGUCAUUGAAAACCUAUCAGUGCAAAAACUUCAAUUUAAAGCCACUGAACUGUGGGACCAGAUCGUGAAACUGGAAACCGAAAAAUACGAUUUGGAGGAAAGACAAAAAAGACAGGACUACGACUUAAAAGAGUUGAAGGAACGUCAGAAACAACAACUCCGUCACAAAGCCUUGAAGAAGGGACUCGACCCCGAAGCCUUAACAGGCAAAUACCCACCCAAGAUCCAAGUCGCUUCGAAAUACGAGAGGCGAGUAGACACCCGGUCGUAUGACGACAAAAAAAAAUUGUUCGAAGGAGGUCUGGAAGAAAUGUUAGGAGAAAAGAACGAGUUUAAUUGGAAUCGUAGAUAUGAAUUGUUCAUGAAAAGAAGUAGAAGACGACUACCUAAAUGGUUCGGUGAACGUCCAGGUAAAAAGAAGGACGACCCUGAAACUCCUGAAGAAGAGGAACUUAAAAAGAACGAAGAAGACGAAGAAGAACCAUUUGCCCUCGACGAUGAAGCCGAAGAAGAGGCUGAAGAGGAAGAAGAGGAAGAAGAGGAAGAGGAAGAGGAGGAAGAAGAAGAAGAGGAAGAGGAAGAGGAAGAGGAGGAAGAAGAAUAAUAUCGUAUUUUGGAAAUUUUAAAAGACCAAACAACUAUAAACUUUUGAAUGAACAUUAACUUUGCUUCUGCCUCAAUGUAAAAAUAAAACACUUGAUUAAUUAAUGAUGA